This is a messenger RNA of Stomoxys calcitrans (stable fly), 819 nucleotides long. RefSeq names its product peptidoglycan-recognition protein SA (gene PGRP-SA). Gene Ontology annotation, molecular function: N-acetylmuramoyl-L-alanine amidase activity; peptidoglycan binding; zinc ion binding. The record is from RefSeq and is a predicted model, not a curated record. The transcript is spliced from 4 exons. Gene Ontology annotation, biological process: innate immune response; peptidoglycan catabolic process. Lineage: Eukaryota; Metazoa; Arthropoda; Insecta; Diptera; Muscidae. The coding region runs from base 67 to 672 and encodes 201 amino acids.
CAUUUUCUACAUAACAAAGAUAACUGAGCUUCGAUUUUAUUUCAAUCCAUUAUAUUUUUAACGAAAAUGUCCAAUUUAUUAGGGGUGUUGUUGUUUAUUGUUUGUCUUAUUGUAUUUGCUGUUGGUGGAAAUGGCACUGAGAAUAUCGGUGUCAAACCCGACUGUCCACGUAUCAAACUUAAACGGCAAUGGGGUGGAAAACCAAGUACCACAAUAAAUUAUCGUCCCGUGCCGGUGAAAUAUGUCAUUAUUCAUCACACGGUGACCAAUGAGUGUACCACCUUCCUGGAAUGUGCAGAAAUCUUGCAGAAUAUGCAACAUCAUCAUCUUAAUGGACUGGACUUUGAUGAUAUUGGUUACAACUUCCUUAUCGGUAACGAUGGCAACAUUUAUGAAGGCACUGGAUGGUAUGUAAGAGGUGCCCACACCUAUGGCUACAAUCAAAACGGCACCGGAAUAGCAUUCAUUGGAAAUUUUAUGGGAAAAUUACCUUCCCGCAAAGCUUUACAAUCUGCCAAGCAUCUGCUAAAGUGUGGUGUCGAAGUCGGAGCACUAGACCCAAAUUACGAUCUUUUGGCAGCUACUCAAGUAUCCUCUACAAAAAGUCCGGGCUUAACGUUAUACAAUGAAAUACAAGAAUGGGAUCAUUGGUCACCGAACAUAUCGGAAUAGAAAUUUCAUAUAUUUUAGAACAGGCUAAAACUGUAUAAUAAGCAUCUAGACAUAUCUAACAUAAGUGCACAUCACAUGCUAAUUUAACAUCCAUUUAUAUUUAUUGCUUUGGAGUUUGCAACAUAAAAAAUUCAAAAUCUGAUCAUA